Molecule: messenger RNA, 4010 nt
Organism: Cheilinus undulatus (humphead wrasse)
Lineage: Eukaryota; Metazoa; Chordata; Actinopteri; Labriformes; Labridae
Product: leucine-rich repeat neuronal protein 3
Exons: 2
Coding region: 771-2900 (709 amino acids)
Molecular function (GO): protein binding
Source: RefSeq, a predicted model, not a curated record
CAUCUAUGUGGUCCGCCUGACACUUGAUCGAGGGGAGAGAUGCGCCCUCAGCAGCCGCUGUGAGGACGGGGAAAGGGAAGGGCACCGGGAACACAUGAACCUCAACACACACUCCAGUCUACCUGGACUUUUUUUUUUCCCCCCUCGUCGUUUUGCUCUUCGCAGAGAAGCGGAGGAAGUGAUUUGUGAGCAGCUGCGUAAGGAGAAGAAGAAGACCACACAUUGUUGACGGGCUUUAUGUCGCGCGCUCGGGUUUUCUCUCCACUGGAGCGGCGCACUUGAUGGAAAUACAGAAAGCGGACUCUUCUUGAAGGGCUAUGGUGGCUGAAUCAGGUAGCAAUGGCGUGGCCUCAGGACUAUGGAAGAUAGGCACGACAAUCAAUGAGGACAUCCGUCUUUAGAGAAACGGCUUCAUGUUCAUGGAUACCUUUCCCGCUCAGCGUUGUCCUCAAGUAGAGGUUUAACAUCAGUCCAUCCUUUUUUUUCUUUUCCCCCCUCUUAUUUUCUCGAGUCUGCCUGACUGCAGCCUCAGCCCCGAACCCUGACACCAGCAGGCAGCAUUGAGUGAUUGGUCAUUACUUCCAAGGGCGUCUACACAGCAAGACAAAAAAAUCCCCGGGGAGGCUUGCUGCAGUUGGUGGUGGCGGUGGCAGAGGCAGUGAGUCAGUCGCCUCGGCAGCUGCAGCAAAUGAUUCAUUAUUUGUGAAGUUAACAGCUCAGACCACUUAAUCUACAAGGACCAAUUUCUAUCUGGAGGGAAUCGGUCCAAUAUGAAGGACGUGUCAUUCGUGGAUUGUCUCUUUGUUGGCUUGGCCGUGGCCUCUUUUGUUUUGGCCACCGAGGAGAGGCCUGAUUGCCCAAAGCUCUGUGUAUGUGAGAUUAGACCGUGGUUUUCUCCAAGUUCGGUGUAUAUGGAGGCACAGACAGUGGACUGUAAUGACUUGGGACUCUUUAGCUUGCCGGAAAACCUACCAGUGGGCACACAAGUACUUUUACUGCAAACAAACAAUGUGGCUAAAAUUAACCAACCCUUGGAUUACCUGGCCAACAUCACAGAGAUUGAUCUAUCGCAAAACAACUUAUCAUCCAUCAGCGACAUCCAUCUGGGGAGUCUGCCCCAGCUGCUUUCCCUUCAUAUGGAGGAAAAUUGGAUACGAGAAUUGCCAGGAUGCUGUCUUUCUGACGUCCCUAACCUCCAGGAGCUCUACAUGAACCACAACUUAAUUUCUUCAAUUUCCCCGACGGCUUUCCAGGGUCUCAGCAAUCUCUUGCGACUCCACCUCAAUUCCAACAAGCUGAAGGUGAUUAAAAGAGAGUGGUUUGAACCCAUGCCUAAUCUUGAGAUCCUCAUGAUUGGUGAGAAUCCUGUUCUCUCUAUUGAUGAUAUGAACUUUAAACCUCUCAGUAAUCUCCGCAGUCUUGUUCUCACUCGGAUGAACCUGUCCCAGCUUCCUGAAGAUGCACUGGCCGGGCUUGAUAACUUAGAGAGCAUCUCUUUCUAUGAUAACAUUUUCCCUGAGGUGCCUCACUCUGCCCUGAGGAGUGCUAAAAACCUAAAAUUUCUGGAUCUGAAUAAAAAUCCAAUUUCCAGGAUACAGAGGGGUGACUUUGUGGAUAUGCUCCAUUUGAAAGAACUGGGGAUUAACAGCAUGCCAGAGUUAGUUUCCAUCGACAGCUUUGCCCUAAAUAACCUCCCGGAGCUAACAAAAAUAGAAGCCACCAACAAUCCCAAACUGUCCUACAUCCAUCCUAAUGCUUUCUACAAACUUCCCCGUCUGGAAACCCUAAUGCUUAAUGGGAAUGCGCUCAGCGCUCUCCACAGGAUUACUGUCGAGUCCCUCCCAAAUCUCAGAGAAGUUAGCAUGCACAGCAACCCCAUCCGCUGUGACUGUGUAGUCCGCUGGAUGAACAUGAACAAAACCAACAUUCGUUUUAUGGAGCCGGAUUCGCUCUACUGCGUGGAGCCGCCAGAGUACGAGGGCCAGCAUGUCAGACAGGUUCACUUCAGGGAGAUGAUGGAGAUUUGUCUGCCACUUAUCUCUCCGGAAAGCAUGCCUGGGCAUAUUAAAGUGAAGAACGGGAGCUCUGUGUCCCUCCAUUGUCGGGCCUUUGCUGAACCUGAACCGGACAUCUACUGGAUCACACCUUCUGGUACCAGAGUCCUGCCUAACACCGUAUCCGACAAGUUCUACAUGCACCCAGAGGGAACUUUUGACAUCUACGACGUAACAGAAAAUGAGGCUGGUCUUUACACCUGUGUGGCCCAUAAUCUUGUCGGAGCUGAUCUUAAAUCUGUUUCAGUAGAGGUGAAUGGAUAUUUUCCUCAACCUGAGAAUGGUUCUUUGAGCGUCAUGAUCAAAUCAGUGGAGAUUAACUCCAUCUUGGUUUCCUGGAAGACAGCUCCAGGCACCCUGGCAUCCAAGAUUAAAUGGUACACAGUGACAGAUGUUAAUCAUCCCACCACAGCCUUCACAACAAGGGUUCCUUCCGACGUUCAGGUCUACAACCUCACCCAUCUAAGCCCAGCGACUCACUACAAAGUAUGUGUGGAUGUCCGCAGCAUUCACUACAACCAUGACACCAACUGUGUCAAUGUCACCACCAAGGGAUUAGAGCUGGCAGUCAAGGACACGGAAAAAUGGGACGCAGCAGUGAUCACCGUGUUUGGUGUGCUCUUGGCGGUGAUUUCAGUGGCAUGCCUGCUUAUUUAUGUGUCUCUGAGGAACCACCACCUUUAUGGGGAUAUAAGGAAAUGCGAUUCCAAAGCUUCACUGACGCCGGUACAAGCCACCGGUAUGCACUCUCCUUUCUUUACAAAGCUGUGGGUUUCGGGUAAAGGCCUGCCAAGUGGAGUUGAAGUGAAAGCAACAGUGAUAAAUGUAUCUGACAAUGCCUUUUAGAAGUGCAGCUUUGUAGAGCACCACACACCAACCACACCGAACGGACGAGGCAAUGGGCAGGGGGGAGGGGUUUUCGGACGACGUGUAGGACUGUUUCAAAGGCAUACCCAUUGCUAGUCCCCUGCUCAGCUACAUCGCCUAAAGUAUUAUUGGCCUGGGAUGGAACAGUUCCAAAUAGACUACAUGCUCUCCCAGUUUCAACCCUAGCUGACGUGGUGGAACCAUGAAACCAAGCUCACAUCAACAGGAAGGGGCAUUUGCAGCAAAAAGAUCAUUCAUACAGAAACGCAGGCAGAGAAAGGAAAGUAAAGCUGGUACUGAGGAUGGUCAACUCUCUUGUAAUUGACUGUUAAAUGUGUUAAGAGUUGUGGAACUGUCUGUGUGGUCCCAAGCAAUACCGUCUGUGCUUUGUAAAACCUCCAUAGACGAGUUAGAGAUACAGUAAUAACACCUGUCUAUUACGGGAAGGGAGAUUUAGUAGAGUAGACAAAUAACAGUGACUAUGGUGUAAGCCUUUUGAUGAAAUAUACCCCCCUUUUUCUAUUUAAAAAUGGAUUCUUGAGUUUUCAUGGAAAUAUUGUUAUAUAUUCUAUUAUGUUGAUGUAAUGACAAAUCCUCUGUGUCUAAAUGGGUUUUAAAUUGAGGCAAGGAGCAGACUACUUUUGAUUACAACGUCACAUUAAGCUUAAUGAAAUUCAGCUACAAAAUGAGUAUCUAGAAAGGACAUUUGCCAAAUGGCUGUUUCAGCUGUGUAGUUCUCAUUGGAGAGUUUGGACUUUAAUCUAACAGGUUGAUUAAAACGAAGGUGAUGGAUGUGUUGUCCUCUCAAGAAGUGGUCUGUUAUGCCCUGGUAAGUGCCUACAACAAGAACUACAUGCGGUGAACAGAGAAGAAACUGAAGACAUCAGCCACAGUAAAACACGGCCAUCUCAUCCUCGCAGAAUCACAAGCUCUUCUCUUCUCCAGUACUUUUAGUGGAAAUACUUUCUCAGUAUUUUUAGCAUACAUAUUUUAAGGAAACAUUUCGUUGUUGCUUUGGAUGUAAAGUUAAAAAGCCAUUUUUAUAUUAACUGUACUAUAUGUGAUCAAUGGGCACAACAGACUAAUUAA